This is a messenger RNA of Ricinus communis (castor bean), 2147 nucleotides long. RefSeq names its product chaperonin CPN60-2, mitochondrial. The record is from RefSeq and is a predicted model, not a curated record. Gene Ontology annotation, cellular component: cytosol; mitochondrion. The transcript has 16 exons. Gene Ontology annotation, biological process: protein refolding. NCBI's taxonomy places the organism in Eukaryota, Viridiplantae, Streptophyta, Magnoliopsida, Malpighiales, Euphorbiaceae. The coding region runs from base 171 to 1895 and encodes 574 amino acids. Gene Ontology annotation, molecular function: ATP binding; ATP-dependent protein folding chaperone.
CUGCCUUUGGUCCUUCUAGAGUCUUCUGUUUAUAAUUACAAAAGCACCUUGCUCUCUUUCAUUUUCAGCCCUCCUGUGAAUACGCACACACACUUUCUCUGUCGUUAGUUCAUUCAUUUUCCUUCUCUUUUCUAACUCCAAAAAUCUCUGCAAUUUAAUACGCAUAAAUCAUGUAUCGUUUCGCCUCUAGCCUUGCUUCUAAAGCUCGGAUCGCUAGGAAUAGCACCCAUCAGAUUGGAAGUAGACUGAGCUGGAGCAGAAACUAUGCUGCCAAAGAUAUCAAAUUUGGGGUGGAAGCUAGGGCUUUAAUGCUUAAGGGUGUUGAAGAGCUUGCAGAAGCUGUGAAAGUCACAAUGGGUCCUAAGGGGCGCAAUGUGGUUAUUGAACAAAGCUUUGGUGCCCCCAAAGUGACAAAGGAUGGUGUGACUGUUGCGAAGAGCAUUGAAUUCAAAGAUAAAAUCAAGAAUAUUGGUGCUAGCCUUGUGAAGCAGGUUGCUAAUGCAACUAAUGAUGUUGCAGGCGAUGGGACCACUUGUGCUACAGUUCUUACUCGAGCUAUAUUCACAGAAGGAUGCAAGUCAGUUGCAGCAGGAAUGAAUGCAAUGGACCUAAGACGUGGUAUAAGCAUGGCUGUUGAUGCUGUUGUUACUAACUUGAAGAGCAGGGCGCGAAUGAUCAGCACAUCUGAAGAAAUUGCACAAGUUGGUACAAUAUCUGCAAAUGGGGAGAGAGAAAUUGGUGAGUUAAUUGCGAAGGCCAUGGAGAAGGUUGGCAAAGAGGGAGUUAUCACAAUCCAAGAUGGGAAGACAUUAUAUAAUGAGUUGGAAGUUGUUGAGGGAAUGAAGUUGGACAGGGGUUACAUAUCCCCUUAUUUCAUCACGAAUCAGAAAAACCAAAAAUGUGAAUUGGACGAUCCUCUCAUUUUGAUCCAUGAGAAAAAGAUCUCAAGCAUAAAUGCUGUGGUGAAAGUAUUGGAGUUGGCUUUGAAGAGACAAAGGCCCUUGUUGAUAAUUGCCGAAGAUGUGGAAAGUGAAGCGCUGGCAACCCUUAUUCUAAACAAGCUUCGUGCUGGAAUUAAGGUAUGUGCCAUAAAAGCUCCUGGAUUUGGAGAGAACCGAAAGGCUGGACUCCAGGAUCUUGCUGUCCUCACAGGGGGUCAGGUCAUAACUGAAGAACUUGGCCUCAAUCUUGAGAAGGUUGAUUUGGAUAUGCUUGGCAGUUGCAAAAAGGUUACAGUGUCAAAAGAUGAUACCGUUGUUCUUGAUGGUGCUGGAGAGAAGAAGGACAUUGAGGAAAGAUGCGAACAGAUAAGAUCUACAAUAGAAUUAAGCACUUCUGACUAUGACAAAGAGAAGUUGCAAGAAAGAUUGGCAAAGCUUUCUGGUGGUGUUGCUGUACUUAAGAUUGGUGGAGCUAGUGAAGCUGAAGUUGGUGAAAAGAAAGAUAGGGUCACAGAUGCUCUAAAUGCAACAAAGGCAGCUGUAGAAGAGGGUAUCGUACCAGGUGGUGGUGUUGCUCUUCUUUAUGCCACAAAAGAGUUGGAAAAGUUGCAGACUGCCAACUUUGACCAAAAGAUUGGUGUCCAAAUCAUUCAAAAUGCUCUGAAGACUCCAGUACAUACAAUUGCAAGUAAUGCAGGAGUUGAGGGAGCUGUCGUUGUUGGCAAGUUAUUGGAGCAGGACAAUUACGAUCUUGGCUAUGAUGCUGCUAAAGGUGAAUAUGUGGAUAUGGUGAAAGCAGGGAUCAUUGACCCACUGAAAGUGAUUAGAACUGCUUUGGUUGAUGCCGCAAGUGUAUCAUCAUUGAUGACAACAACUGAAGCUGUUGUAUCUGAACUUCCAAAGGAUGAGAGUGCUGCUCCAGCAAUGCCUCCUGGCAUGGGCAUGGAUUACUGAUCAUGAGAUUCGUGAAGUUCACCAAAAUCCACACAAACAGAGAACUGAGUUUUUCCUUUUUCUUUUAUCUUAGGCGAGUCAUUGAUGUGAAGGUCCAAAGGCAUCCAUCCAUGUAAUCAUAGUGAGAUCUGCAAAUUGUAGGGUGUAGUUUCGGGGAUUGGAUAAUUCAAGAUCUUGAAUUUUUGUUUGAUAGGGAAUGUAAUGCCGCCUUUAAAUCCUCCCCUAAUAAAAACCAAUUUUAUCCUUUGUUAA